AUGGCCAAGAAAGCAAAGUCACGCACUAUCGCCGUGCGCAUCAUCUCAAUGGCCUUGACUGGUUACUACAAGACUCUUGUUCGACCUCGCACACAUAGACCGCUGAGCAUGCUCAAGUACGAUCCUGUCGUCAAGAAGAAGGUUCUCUUCCUCGAGGCAAAGCGUGGUGGUUCGAAAUGA
Molecule: messenger RNA, 180 nt
Organism: Aureobasidium subglaciale EXF-2481
Lineage: Eukaryota; Fungi; Ascomycota; Dothideomycetes; Dothideales; Saccotheciaceae
Exons: 3
Coding region: 1-180 (59 amino acids)
Biological process (GO): translation
Cellular component (GO): ribosome; mitochondrion
Molecular function (GO): structural constituent of ribosome
Source: RefSeq, a predicted model, not a curated record